Micromonas commoda is the source of this 345-nucleotide messenger RNA. RefSeq names its product DUF2008-containing protein. Gene Ontology annotation, cellular component: FANCM-MHF complex; Fanconi anaemia nuclear complex. Gene Ontology annotation, biological process: DNA repair; kinetochore assembly; replication fork processing. Gene Ontology annotation, molecular function: protein heterodimerization activity. The record is from RefSeq and is a predicted model, not a curated record. The coding region runs from base 1 to 345 and encodes 114 amino acids. The transcript has a single exon. Lineage: Eukaryota; Viridiplantae; Chlorophyta; Mamiellophyceae; Mamiellales; Mamiellaceae.
AUGGCCGCCAGGCGUCACACGGCGACGAUCUCGCCCGACCUGAUCCAGCAGCUGUUCCAGCUCAAUUACGAGGACGACGAGCGCGAGCGGGCUGGGGCGGAGGCGGAUGGCGCGGGGGACGACAGCCCGGCCGGGGGCGGGGGUGCCAACAACCGCUCUGGCUCCGCGAAGAAACUCAACAUCAAGGAUGAGGCUAUCGUGGCGAGCGCCGAGGUGGUGAGGAUGUUCGUGGCGGAGCUCGUGCACAGGGCCGCAGAGGGCGCGAAGGAAGAUGGGGAGGAUACCGUGGACGGAACUCACCUGGAGAGGGUGCUACCGCAGUUCCUCCUGGACUUCGCAUCGUGA